AUGGUGAUAUUUUUGCUGCUAUCAAUGGAUAUUACCUGUUCUCUAAUAAAAAUUAAUUUGGACGACGAGACACGCAAUCCAAAGUCGGACAUUUAUCUUGAUUCCAUACAAUUAAUUGAGAGAUAUCAUUAUCCAGUUGAGAGUCACGUCGUAUUGACGGAAGAUGGUUAUCUCCUAAAUACCAUUCGAAUACCGCGAAACGGACCCCCGGUUUUAUUGGUUCAUGGUAUUGGUGAUAGUUCAGAUUCCUGGUUGGUGCUGGGACCAACCAGAUCUUUGUCUUUUAUGCUAGCGGAUGCGGGAUUUGAUGUCUGGAUUUACAAUGCAAGAGGAAAUAGAUAUUCCAAGAAGCACGUUAACGCAGUACCGCCUGAGGAGUUUUGGGACUUCAGUUUUGAAGAAAUGGGCACUCUCGACAUGCCAGCUACUAUAGAUUAUAUUCUGGAAAGAACUAAUAUGAAGACAUUGACUUACAUUGGUUAUUCACAAGGUACAACAGCUUUUUUCAUAAUGUGUAGCACAAAACCAGAAUAUAAUGACAAAAUUAAUCAUGCUAUUCUACUUGCCCCUGUUGCUUGGUUGACGCAUACGAAGUAUCCAUUUAUAGCAUUUUUUAAACAAAUUUUGAGUGACCUUAUGCAGUUCUCUAAAAAAAGGCACAUCUACGAAGUGUUUCCAUUUAAUAAAAGAUUGAAUUUUUAUCACGCUAAGGUGUGCAACACUACGGCGUCCUAUAGUUUAUUAUGUCACAUCGAAUUAUAUUUGAAUUUUGGCGUGAGGAAUUUAUUAGAUUUAUCACCCGAACGAUUACCUAUCAUUACUAGUCACAUACCAGCUGGAGUUUCUGUUAAAACUUUGUUUCAUUUCCUUCAACUUUAUGGCAGCAAAAGAUUUCAAAGAUUCGAUUAUGGUAUGAAUAAAAAUAGACAAAUUUAUUCAUCUUUGAUCCCACCAGAAUAUAAUGUUUCGUCCAUUACAGUUCCUAGCUCAAUAUUUGUUAGUGAAAUAGACUGGUUUAGUGAUGAAAAAGAUACGAAUUUACUGAAAAAUAAAUUGAAAUAUAUCAAAAGAUUUAACGUUAUAAAUAAGAGUAACCAAUUUACACACCUGGAAUUCGUAUACGGUACGAGGGUUAAAGAAUUAAUUAAUAACCCAGUGAUCAACAUAUUAAAAGAACUAAAAGUUUUGGACACUAUUGAUAUUAGGUAA
Molecule: messenger RNA, 1209 nt
Organism: Pieris brassicae (large cabbage white)
Lineage: Eukaryota; Metazoa; Arthropoda; Insecta; Lepidoptera; Pieridae
Product: lipase 1-like
Exons: 1
Coding region: 1-1209 (402 amino acids)
Molecular function (GO): hydrolase activity, acting on ester bonds
Source: RefSeq, a predicted model, not a curated record